Molecule: messenger RNA, 1623 nt
Organism: Poecilia reticulata (guppy)
Lineage: Eukaryota; Metazoa; Chordata; Actinopteri; Cyprinodontiformes; Poeciliidae
Gene: rcvrna
Product: recoverin a
Molecular function (GO): calcium ion binding
Source: RefSeq, a predicted model, not a curated record
UAAGUAAUAAAAGAGGAAAUGCGAGUUUAAAUUUAAAACAUAAGACUAUAACUAUAUAUCUGGAUGAGUCCGAUUUGUGGACUGCGGUGUGAAUGUGUCUCCCAGUGAAGGUGUCAUAGCGCUGUGACGUGUUUAUCCUCUUUAGGACAGCUGUCUGGAUUUAGAUAGUGAUGACCAUAAUCUCAUUUGGCAGCCAAGCAGAGAAACUCUGAGCUCUGCACACGUUCAGCCCUCAAACGCAGGAAAGGAGGAAGAUCUGAGGCAGGAUGGGGAACACCAAGAGCAGCGCCUUGUCCAAGGAGCUCCUGGAGGAACUCAAGUCCAACACCAAGUACUCCGAGGCGGAGCUGUGCACCUGGUACCAGUCCUUCCUGAAGGAGUGUCCCAGCGGGAAGAUCACCAAGGAGCAGUUCGAAGGAAUCUACGCCAGCUUCUUCCCGGGCGCCGACCCCACAGCGUACGCACGCCAUGUUUUCAGGAGCUUCGACACCAACGCAGACGGCACCCUGGACUUUAAGGAGUACAUCGUCGCUCUGCACCUCACCUCUGGAGGAAAGACUCUGCAGAAGCUGGAGUGGGCCUUCGCCUUGUACGACGUGGACGGCAACGGAACCAUCAGCAAGAACGAGAUCCAAGAGAUCGUUAGGUCGAUAUUCAACAUGAUCCCAGCCGACGACCAGACGAAACUCCCCGAAGACGAAAACACUCCAGAGAAGAGAGCUGAAAAAAUCUGGGCAUUUUUCGGAAAGAAGGAAAACGAUAAAAUCACGGAGGGCGAAUUCAUCCAGGGAGUGAUGGACAACAAGGACAUCCUGCGCCUGAUACAGUACGACGAACCUCAGAGAAUCAAAGACAAGCUGAAAGAGAAGAAGCAAUAAUUCAGGAGCUAACGUCGUGAUUUAAGACUGUUGAUCAUUAUUUUUGUUGACCUUUUUAAUUUGCCUGUUUACGUCUUUUCUUCUGUGAGCUCUGUUCUGGUGACCAGCUAAAGCAAUGAAUUAAUCACCUGGUGAUAGUGACCAAGCCUGCAGCUUCAGAUUAGCUAACGGGUAAUUAAUCCGGGGCAGCCUUUAAAUCCUGUUAGAGCUUUUAUAUGAAAACUUGUACAAACUUUGCAGUUCAUGAUGUUAUUAAAAGUGAUUACCUUUGUGUAUUGGAUAUCUCACCCAGUUUAGCUUGUCUGCCCGCCAUGAUGCCUCCAGCUAAUUACCGUUAGCGAUCAGAGCUGCGUGUUUUUUUUCACACUUUGGUUCAUUCAUUAGCCUAAUUGUGAAAAAGUCAGAACUAGAGCUUCUUAUGUGGGGAAUUAGGCUCAGGUUAACAGUCCGCCUGCAUCAACCAAUCCUAUUAAAAGCUGAAGGUCAGUUGAGACACUCGCGUAUUAGCAUGUGUGCUAAGAGUCCAGGCAGGAUAAUAGGGGCUUAACAACACUUUGCUUGAAUAUGUAUAUAAUUUAUACCUAUUUCUAACGGCACAAUUCACUUAUUUAUUUAUUUAACCGCAAUUUAUCUAACAGAAAGAAGUUAGAAAAAAAUAUUGGCAGAAAUCUGUUUACAGCAAUAAUUAAUGUUCUGGAAACUUUUGCCUUUGAGUGUCAGGAAUAAAUGUUCAGCCAUUUGGAUC